AGCUGGAGAGGCUCAGACCUAAAUCUGACAGUAAAUCCAUUUAGCCCGGAGGUGACAUGGCCUGAAUGAUCUCUGCGGAAAGUUUCAGGAAAUGCAACAGGUGGAGCAGCCGUGGGGAAUAAAGCGUGGACUGCAGUCAGAGUUUCCACAACCUCCCGUAAAGUCAGCGGUGUUUUUAAUAGAGGAGGGAGGGCGAGCAGGUGAAGCGGUGAACGGUGUGUCAGACCGCUGCUCUUAUCCACACUCACCGCCGACAGGAACCGACCGGACCAGGAGGCAAACUAUCUGACGCAGGUCAGGUGCCACCAUGGAUGACAGCAGCCUGACUGACUCCAACGUUAAGGUCGCAGUGAGAGUGCGACCCAUGAACAGGAGAGAAAAAGAGCUGAAAACCAAAUGUGUGGUGGAGAUGGAGGGGAACCAGACCGUUCUGCAUUCAGCCAUCAGUAACGUGAACAAAGGAGACCCCAGGAACCAGCCUAAGGUGUUUGCCUAUGACUACUGCUUCUGGUCCAUGGACGAGUCCCAGAAAGACAAGUUUGCAGGUCAGGAUGUGGUGUUCCAGUGCCUUGGGGAGAGCCUUCUGAACAACGCUUUCAUGGGCUACAACGCCUGCAUAUUCGCUUACGGACAGACGGGUUCUGGGAAGUCUUACACCAUGAUGGGUUCAGCGGAGCAGCCUGGCCUGAUCCCUCGUCUUUGCAGCUCGCUGUUCAACAGGACGGUGAAGGAGGUCCGAGACGGAGAGACCUUCGCCGUGGAGGUGUCCUACCUGGAGAUUUAUAACGAGAAGGUCCGAGACCUGCUGGACCCCAAAGGGAGCCGCCAGGCGCUGAGAGUGAGAGAGCACAAUGUUCUUGGUCCUUAUGUGGACGGUCUGUCCCGCCUGGCCGUGGCCAGCUACAAGGACAUCGAGACUCUGAUGUCAGAGGGAAAUAAAUCUCGCACCGUGGCAGCAACAAACAUGAACGAAGAGAGCAGCAGGUCCCACGCCGUGUUCAACGUCACCCUCACGCAUACGCUGGUGGAUCUGCAGUCCGGGACGCGUGGGGAGAAGGUGAGCAAGCUGAGCCUGGUGGAUCUUGCUGGGAGCGAGCGAGCGACCAAAACCGGAGCAGCUGGGGAAAGGCUGAAAGAAGGCAGCAACAUCAACAAGUCUCUCAGCACUCUGGGUUUAGUUAUCUCAGCUCUGGCUGAUCAAGGAGCCGGAAAGAACAGAAGCAAGUUUGUUCCCUACAGAGACUCUGUGCUCACCUGGCUGCUCAAGGACAGCCUUGGAGGUAAUAGCCGCACCGUCAUGGUCGCCACCAUCAGCCCGGCAGCAGACAACUACGACGAGACGCUGUCCACCUUGCGCUACGCAGACAGGGCCAAGAGCAUUGUCAACCACGCCGUGGUCAACGAAGACCCCAACGCCAGGAUCAUCCGUGAGCUCCGAGAGGAAGUGGAGAAACUCAAGGAGCAGCUCACAGAGGCAGAGUCGAUGAAAGCUCCUGAGCUGAAGGAGCGACUGGAAGAGUCUGAGAAGUUAAUCCAAGAGAUGACGGUCUCCUGGGAGGAGAAGCUCCGCAAGACAGAAGCUGUUGCUCAGGAGCGUCAGAAGCAGCUGGAAAGUCUGGGUAUCUCCCUUCAGUCGUCCGGCAUCAGAGUGGUGGAAGACAAGUGUUUCCUGGUCAACCUCAACGCUGACCCCGCCCUCAACGAGCUGCUGGUCUACUACCUCAAGGAUCACGCUCGCGUGGGCUCAGCCGACUCGCAGGAUGUCCAGCUGUGUGGGAUGGCCAUCCAGCCAGAGCACUGCGUCAUCGACAUAUCGGAGAACAGCGUGGUGCUCACUCCUCACCGCGGGGCACGAACCUGUGUAAAUGGCGCGGUAGUCACCAGUCAGAUCCAGCUGCAUCAUGGUGACAGAAUCCUGUGGGGAAACAACCACUACUUCCGGAUCAGCCUCCCCAGGCACAGAGGGCGAGCGGCAGGCGAGGACGAGGGCGGUGGAGCCGCCAUGCAAAAACGCCUGAGCGCCGAACAGCUGGAGGCAGAUCUGGACUCGACCAGUGACGUCUCCAGUGACCUGAGCUUCAGCUAUGAGUUCGCCCAGACCGAGGUCAUGAUGAAAGGGAUGGGCACCAACGACCCCCUGCAGUCGGUGCUUCAGACCCUGGAGAGGCAGCAUGAGGAGGAGAAGCGCUGCGCUCUGGAGCGACAGAGACUGAUGUACGAACAGGAGCUGCAGCAGCUCAGACAGCGCCUCACUCCUGAAAGGCCCGCCCAUUUUUCAGACGCAUCAGCCGCCGCCCCGUCGUCUAACAAACGUUUGCGGCGCUGGAGCGAAGACAGAGAAGCGUUGAUGACCCGCAGCCUGCGGCGCCUCAGGCAGCAGAUAGUUCGGGCCAAAAUGUUGGCCGAAGAGGCCAGCUUCAUUGCCGAAGAGCUAAACAAGAGGACGGAGUACGUGGUGACCCUGCAGAUACCCGCUGCCAACCUGGACGCCAACAGGAAGCGUGAUGCGGUCCUGAGUGAGCCGGCCAUCCAGGUCCGUAGGAAAGGGAAAGGGAAGCAGAUCUGGGCCCUGGAGAAGCUGGAAAACCGGCUGGUGGACAUGAGGGACCUGUACCAGGAGUGGAAGGUCAUGGAUGAGGAUAACCCUAUGAUGAGAUACUUCAAGCAUGAAGACCCCUUCUUCGAUGAGCAGGAGAACCACAGUCUGAUCGGUGUGGCCAACGUCUUCCUGGCCUGCUUGUUCUAUGACAUUAAGCUGCAGUAUGCAGUGCCCAUCAUCAACCAGAAAGGAGAGGUUGCGGGCCGUCUGCAUGUGGAAGUGUGGAGAGGUACUGAAAACUCUGAGGACAGCGGCGCCGGACCCCCCGAACCGACAGCAGAGCAGCAGGAGCGCAAACUGGACUGUGUGGUGAAGAUCCUCCAGGCCACCGGUCUUCCUCGCCACCUCUCUAACUUCGUCUUCUGCCAGUAUCACUUCUGGGGCCUGGAGGAGCCGGUCUUCACCGCUCCGGAGGUGGCGUCGUCCAGCACGCCGUCUGCCUCCAGAGACCCUCAGUGCACUGUGGUCUUCGACAGCACCAAGGAGUUAUCGGUUCCAGCGACAGAAGAUCUGCUGGAGUUCCUGGCUGACGGCGCCGUGGCGAUUGAAGUUUACGGACACAAACAGGCCAACCAUCGCAGGAACCUGGCGCUGUGGGACCUGGGAGUGAUUCAGGCUAAGACCAGAUCCCUCAGAGAGAGGUGGAGCGAGGUGACCCGGCGCCUGGAGCUGUGGGUGCAGCUGGUGGAGCUGAACGAGGCGGGAGACUUCGCUGGCGUGGAGGUUCUUCCUGCCAAAGACGUCCGCACUGGCGGCGUCUUCCAGCUCAAACAGGGUCAGUCUCAUCGGAUCCGGGUGGAGGUGAGGCCGGUACCAGACUCCGGAACAAUGCCGCUCAUCGCUGCCUCCAUCCUAUCUGUGUCGGUUGGGGACGUAAAGGUUCGCCAGAUGUCCGUCUCCAAAAACAAUCGGGAUGAAGGGGAAGACAUGGACAGCUACCAGGAGGCGGACCUGGAGAGGAUGAGGGAACAGUGGCUGAACGCGCUCACCGAGAGGCAGGAGUACCUGGACCAGCAGCUGCAGAAGAUCGUCUCCAAGCCGGACAAGACGGAGGACGAUGUAGAGAGGGAGUCCCAGCUGCUAGAGUGUCGCCUGACCCUGACAGAGGAGAGGAACGCGGUGCUCGUCCCGUCAGAUGGAAGCGGCAUCCCAGGAGCCCCGGUAGAGAGGGUUCCUGUUCCUGGAAUGGAAACCCACAUUCCUGUCCUGUUCCUAGAUCUGAGCGCUGAUGAUUUUCAGUCCAGGCUGUCGGCCCCUCUGGCGGGGGGGCUGGACGCGGUGCUCAGUGGUGAAGAUGAAGACGACUUCUUUGACCUUCAAAUAGUUAAACACUUUGAUCCAGAGGUGAAGGCGGAGGCCUCCUGGGACUCCACCAUCCACGAGUGUCCUCAGCUUAGCCGCGCGGCGUCCCCCGAUCAGAGGGUCUUCCUGACCGUCCGCACCGUGGUGGGGCUGAGCCACCCGGCACACAUGGAGCUGGUCCUCAGGAAGCGCAUAUGUGUCAACGUGACGGGGAAGCAGGGAUUCGCUCAGAGCCUCCUGAAGAGGAUGUCUCAGCGAAGCACCAUCCCAGGCUGUGGAGUCACCUUUGAAAUCGUCUCCAACAUCCCAGGAGACAUCCAUGGUCCAGAGGACAGGGAGAUGCUGGCCAGGCUGGCUGCCAGCGCCGAGGACGAGCAGUCGGCAGACAGCGAGGCGGCCAUAGAGAAGUACCUGCGCAGCGUCCUGGCUGUGGAGAACAUCCUGACCCUGGAUCGACUCAGACAGGAGGUCACUGUGAGGGAGCAGCUGGCGGUCAGAGGGAAGCCUGCCAGACGCUGCCUGAGCUCUCCAAACGUAGACCGGCUGUCAGCCAGCAGUCUGGACCUCUACUGCUCCUCCAAUCAGAGGCUCGGUUACUUCAAGGGCUGGGAGAGCCAUCAGGACCUGUCGGCGGCGCCUCCUCCAUCCAGACGCACGCUGGCCAGCAGCGUGUCCCAGAACCUGAACGCAGAGACGGUGAGGGCCGUUCCCAAGCUGCUGAAGUCUCUGCUUCCUGGAGGGAAGGAGGACCAUGAGCAGACCGCCGUCCCUCAGCAGGUUUCUGGUCCAGAGCCAUUGGCGGGUAGGAUAGUUUAUGACCUGCUCUCUGAUAGUCUUCCCCGCAUCGUGGUGCAGUCGGCCAGUGUGGAAGAGGACAUGUCUAAGCACCAGCAGCUGAUUCCCAGUGAGGAAGCCGGUCCAGCAGAUGCUGAAAUGGAGAUCCACAGAUCCGUCCCGCUCCCACCUCCUAUCAUCCCAAACGUGGAGGACCCCAGCUCGGUUAGCGAAGCAUCUAGGUUGUCCAACAUGUCGGCAGCGAGGCAUUCGGAUGUCUACACACUAAGCUGGGACCUGGAGCUGGAGGAAGACGAUAAAGAGGCGGAGGAGAUCUCAGCUGAGAGUCUAGGUUUAACUAAAGAGCCAGACCAGGAUCCAUUCAGUCAGGAGACGACUCUGAUAGAGUCAGAUCUGAGGGAGCAGGAGCCAAACUCAUCUCUGUCAGUGGAAGUAAAGGGUGAGGAGGAAGCUGCUCCAGAUACAGAAAACCAGCUCACACUAAACCCAAACACGAGUGAUGGAUCCGGACUUAAACAGUCUGAAGGUUUAGAGAACCACACCGAGGGAGUGGCCGAACAAAACCAUGGAAACAAACAAGAAGGAAUCCAGAAGACGGGUCCUUCUGGUUCUCCAACAACACAUCUUGAUAUGUCCGAUAUAAAUGAGGACACCUGUGAGCGGUCCCUCACUACUAAAACACCUGACCCACAGGAUGAAGUCCUGCUGGAAUCUGUCCCUUCACAACACCUGGAACAAGACCGUGCAUCCUCUGAGGGUACUGAAGAACUGGCUCCAAACGCCAACCCAGCUACGACAGCGCCACCAAAUCAAGAGUCUGGCCCUAAUUCACCCAGAGGAGAAUCAUCGUCUGAUCCCUCCGAUACAAACGGUGUCCUUGUCCAACCCAAACCGCCUUCUGAUUCUUCCACUAACUCUGCCACCGGUUCCGCUCGGCCCUCCAAGUCCAGUUCAACAGCAGUCAACCCCUUCAAGAUCCAGAAAGUAAAGUCCUCAGACCUCAAGUCUUUCCAGCAGAUUGUGAAAGAAGAAGGUGGUAAACCAGCACAGAUGGGGCGGGUUGGAAGCCUCGGCACAGGACUGGACCUCUCUGUGCCGGCAGAGAGCCUGGAAAGCAUCUCAGAUUUGGAGGAGGGAGACGAAGCUGCUUCCAGUGUUCUUCCUGACUGGUUGAAAGAAGGGGCGUUUGUGACCGUUGGGACCAAUAAGAGCGGCACGGUGCGCUACGUGGGGCCCACAGAUUUUGCAGAUGGUACCUGGGUUGGAGUUGAACUGGAGGUACCAGCAGGGAAGAAUGAUGGUUCGGUGGGCGGGAAGCACUAUUUCCAUUGUAACCCUGGUUACGGAGUCCUCGUCCGACCUGACAGAAUUACCCGCAGCGGAACCAAACGACAACGCCAGAAGCAGAAGCGGCGUAGUGCCAACCUGUCCGGAUCCAGUCCAAACCUGGCAGCCCUUACCGCUCUGGCCAAAGGUGAGACCGGUCCAUCCGGCCGGGGCAGAGGAGAGAACCGCAAAUCAUGGAACUCUUGAAAGAUCUGCUGUAAAGGAGGGAGGGGGGCAGGAUAAGAUUCAGGAUCUUGCCCUUCGCUUUGAGAGCUGCUAUCACUAACUGACAUUUGCAGACAAGUAUUCUGGAGAUGAUGAAAGCCUCACCA
Messenger RNA from Cyprinodon tularosa, 6354 nucleotides. RefSeq names its product kinesin-like protein KIF13B. The transcript is spliced from 42 exons. The record is from RefSeq and is a predicted model, not a curated record. Gene Ontology annotation, molecular function: cell adhesion molecule binding; microtubule motor activity; ATP binding. The coding region runs from base 308 to 6229 and encodes 1973 amino acids. Gene Ontology annotation, biological process: microtubule-based movement; regulation of protein localization. Lineage: Eukaryota; Metazoa; Chordata; Actinopteri; Cyprinodontiformes; Cyprinodontidae. Gene Ontology annotation, cellular component: adherens junction.